ACCGAUCGAUACGAGUCCAUUGGGUAAAUGUCCAAUUACCUUUGAAUCUCAGACAUCAGAAUUCCACCCCACUACCACCUCAGAUUCGGUGGAACAUUAAACUUGGAUUAUGGUUGUUGGGGACAGUAAAAGGUGAUGGACAUCAGUUAUGGUGUUUUUGUGGUGAGCGUGAGGAGUACAAUGAGAUUCAGGAAGCUUGGAACUACAUUUUAUUUCGAUGAACAAUGGUUGGUAAAAGGUGGAAAAGGAAAAGAAGAUGCAUGAAGCAUAAAACUUUUUCUUUAUAGUUAUAUUGCUUACCUUUGUUGCUUAGUUACGCAACGAAGCAAAGUAGGUACCGGUAACUUCCUUCAAAAUGGUGCUGCGCGGUCUAUGGAACAGAGCUUGAUUGCUAUCACACACACACACACACACACGGAUGGGGAGUGUGGCGAGAAUGACGAAGCCUUAUCGGGCAGCCAUCCAGAAAGAAUGGAAGAAGAUGCAAGAUUUCUACGAGAAUAAUUAUGAAUGCUUUGGUUUUCCUCUGUCGACCGUCACUCAGGACUCUGUGUUUCAUAUUGCUGUGCACAGCAGAAACGUGGAGCUGCUCAAGGAUUUGCUAGAGAUUAAUGCAGAAGCACUUAGAUUUCCAAAUUUAACGGGAAACACAGCACUUCACGAGGCGGCUGCUUAUGGAAAUGUUAAAAUGGCAAAACUCCUAAUUAUGUAUGACGAAAAAGAAACUCGUGAAUCUGGUGACCAACGGGCAGUUGAUAUAAACAAUCGCAUUGGCGAAACUCCUUUGUUUAGGGCAGCUGCAUUUGGUAGGACAGAAAUGGUUGAGUUUUUAGCCAAAAAAGUUGGGGACGACUACAAGAGUUUUCACCGCAGGCGGAAUGACGGCAUGACCAUUCUUCAUAUGGCUGUCCUCAGCGGAUGCUUUGAUACAGCUCUGAAGGUGCUAGAAUGGGAGGAUAUGCUUGGAGACUGGGUGGACGAGAAUGGCAUGACAUGUCUUCAGCUGCUGGCUAACAUGCCAUCUGCUUUCAAGAGCGGUUAUCCCAUGAACAUAUUGAAGCGGCUGCUCUAUCUCUGCCUUCCAGAUGAAGACAAAUUUGGUGUCGGAACACCGGUUACUCCAAGUGGAAGAGAAGAAUCGGAAUCUGGCCGUUGCAGGAGUUCCCCUGGCAGAUUCAGCAGCUUGAAUGCCUGUAUAGCCACUUCAUGGAUUUGUAUGUGGAAGUGUAUAGCUCAAGAAUUCCCAGACAUUAGAGAGCUGUGGACCAUAAAAAGCCAGCACAAAAGAGCGGUUGAGUUUGUUAAACGUCUUGCUACAAGGGACCUGACAUGGAUGAGAAUAAAAGUGGGAGAAAAUCCUGAAAAUCCUGAACAACUCAAUAUAUUUGACCAGAAGGGGAGUUCAGACUCAGCGGAAGCAUCUAUAUCCCGCCCUCAAGAUCCAGAAGAGCAUACAGGGAUUACGACUCGAGACACUACAUCACUUUCUGAGGCUCCACUAAUUUCAGCUGCAAGAAAUGGGAUCACUGAGAUCGUAGAGGUCAUUCUGCAACUGUAUCCUCAGGCAAUUGAACACAAAAAUGACAAAGGUGAGAAUAUACUUCAUGUUGUAGCAAGACAUGGAAGGAAAGAAAUCAUGCAUCUUCUCCAACAUUCGCAUGCUCUGAGACCAAGGCUUAGGAGGACGAUCAACAAGAAUGGUGACAGCAUUUUGCAUCAAGCUGCAUAUUUUCGAGAGCAUCAGCUGACUGACAGGCCUGGGGAAGCUCUUUUAAUGCAGUCAGAGAUACAAUGGUUUAAGCAAGUGCAGAAAAUUGUACCUCCGUAUUUCAUCAACCACCGUAAUAAAAAAGAUCAGACCGCUGAAGAAUUGUUCACGGAGCAACAUCAGGACUUGGUACAGAAGGGCCGAAGAUGGAUAGAUCAAACAACAAAAGCAUGCACUAUAGUUGCUGUCCUAAUAGCCACCGUUGCUUUUACCUGUGCAUACACCAUCCCCGGCGGUUCGAACUCAAAAACAGGCCAUCCAUUGCUCCUUGAGGAAACUCCAUUUCGCACCUUCGCAGUCUCAGACACGAUAUCACUCUGUUUCUCCCUGACUUCCGUGGUAGUUUUCCUAUCCAUUAUGACAUCGAGAAUGCACGAACGAGAUUUCCGGAGGUCUCUUCCGUUGAAGAUCGCAAUCGGCCUAAGUACAUUGUUCUUUUCCGUGACGGCCAUGAUGGUUGCUUUUGCUGCUACCCUCGUGCUUAUGAUACAACAGAGGCUACAUUGGGCUGCAAUCCCAAUUUAUUCAUUGGCAUGUUUCCCGGUCACUAUUUUCCUUGUUCUCCAGUUCCCACUCUAUCUCAAUAUUGUUUGGUUUACCGUGAGUGAUCUUCUGCAUAGUUUCAUUGACUUGCUUCCUUCUGGAACAAGUACGGUUCGGAACCCGCUGCGCUAGGACUUGGGGGUUGUUACUUCCCGUCUGUUUUCCCGACAGGUCCGUAUUUGGCUUUUGUUUGUUUGUCUGUUUGUUUUUUUUUUUUUGGGUGAAAAAAAAUGUAUUUUGAGUGUGUUUCUUAGAUUUUAUGCCCUUUAUCUUCUCUUUUCGUAAUAUGUAUUGUGCGAUGAAUAGUGUAAAACAUUAAAUACAACACUCCAAAUAAAUAUUAUUUACAUUUCUUCAUUUAA
Molecule: messenger RNA, 2673 nt
Organism: Carya illinoinensis
Lineage: Eukaryota; Viridiplantae; Streptophyta; Magnoliopsida; Fagales; Juglandaceae
Exons: 6
Coding region: 419-2443 (674 amino acids)
Molecular function (GO): protein binding
Source: RefSeq, a predicted model, not a curated record